Rubroshorea leprosula is the source of this 1101-nucleotide messenger RNA. NCBI's taxonomy places the organism in Eukaryota, Viridiplantae, Streptophyta, Magnoliopsida, Malvales, Dipterocarpaceae. The record is from the annotation of a GenBank genome assembly.
UAUGGGUGAUUUCUGGGCAUUUUUUCGUUCCUGUGAGCUUCCCCUGCACUUGCCGCCGGCUUCUCUCCCCCUACAGCUCCGGUUUCUACAGCUGGAGAAUUAUGUGGUGGCGGGACUAAACCCGUUUUACACGAGCAUGACUGAUUUGAAGUGAAAGGUCUUAUGCUUUUCAUUAAAUUAAGCAUGCCUACUUGAAAUUUAAUGAUUGUCCUGAUGAUGUGAAAGUGAUUGGUAAAUUAUGUUUUUCUGUUAACUUUGGCCUGUUUUGUCUCCGAUGUGGUUAUGUUCUUGUAACCCUGCUAGUGGGGGUUAAACGCUAGCACAUGUCGGCACAUGUCGAUAUGUCCCUGUUAGAACCGGUUCAUUCCUGUAAUCCUGUUAGUAGGAGUUAAACACUAGUAAUUCCUAUUGCCUGCCAGUGGGAGGUUUAAACACUGGUCAUGACCUAUAGAGGAGACGUCUAUUUCGUUCCCGCACUGUAUCCAUUUUUCGUGAUUGUACUUGUUGGCAUGCUAUAAGUUUAAUAAGGGCACUCCAUAUUUUACUUACUGAGUUUAUCUCAUAGUUUUUCCUUGUCCACCAUUUCAGGAAGCGAAACUGAGGACGGGGAAACCACGGGAAGUGACGAGUUAAAAGGCUAGCCAUUUCGAGAUUGAUAUAGAUUUUUAGAAAUAAAUCAUGAUCUUGUAAACUAGAGUGUAUUGGAGAUUUUAUGAUAUGAGAGAAAAUUUUAAAGAUUUGAUCUUCAGAUUUUGGUGGUAUCAGAGUACAGUAUGAUAAGUUCCGAGCCUUGUGCGUUUGUGGGACCCGUCUCACGAGUGCACGGCGUCUGUCGCGCCUCAGAUUUGGGUUUUGGGGCGUGACAGCUUCACUCCAAAGAGAUAGAGGCAUAUGACUAAUCAUGCUUCUUACCAUAUCCAUAAGUGUCCUAUUCCUUCUUUCUUUCUGCAACUCCAUGUUGUUGAGGUGUUCCAAGCAUUGUACACCAAGCUACAAUACCUUCUUCUGUUAACAACUUAGCAAAUGGACUUGCCCUUUGUCCCCUUUCUGUGUAUCUUCUAUAGCACUCCCUUCCUUUAUUAGACCUUACAAUUUUAAUCU